UCGGUUUCGCGUCCGAACAGGACUCUGACCAAAUAAAUAUUCCGAACACACCUUAAACAGACGUGCCAUGUACAAGACAUUGCCCAUGGAGUCAGCCAAGUAAACCCGCCCUGUCUUUUGCUCUUGCUCAUUUGACCAGUACGGAGAUCGAUCAAUUCUCCACGCUUGCGCGCUUCGUCCCCAUCUCUGCGAUUCCAGUCAUUCGAGCAAUGGGGAUUGCCAGCGGCUGAGGAUAUACCAUCGCGCCCGGUGACCUCCUCGACAGCAGCCAAGUCCAAGAUGCAGCAACGCAGGACCACUCUUACGGCCCAGGGUUUUCUCGUAGCCGCCAAUCUGCUAAUACCAGCGGCCAUUCUGAUUUUUGCUGCUGGUUUCUUUCCCUACAAGCCGUUCCUGUCAGGGCUUGCUCAAUAUGACGACCUCGGUUACGGCCCGCCUCCACCCCCACCCUUUAAUCGUUUGGUCUUCAUGGUGGUUGAUGCUUUGAGAAGCGAUUUUGUGUUUGCCGAAGGCUCUGGCUUUGAGUUCACCCAAGGCUUGAUUCGAGAUGGCUAUGCCCUUCCUUACACGGCCCACGCCGCCUCCCCGACCGUCACCAUGCCCCGUCUCAAGGCCAUAACCACCGGCUCGAUUCCUUCUUUUCUCGAUGUCAUCCUGAACCUCGACGAGGCCGACAGUUCCUCAACACUUGCCUCCCAGGACACAUGGCUUGCUCAAAUGAGAGCGAAAAAGGCUGGCAAAUUAGUCAUGUACGGAGACGAUACCUGGUUGAAGCUGUUUCCCCAUACAUUCGACAGAGCCGAUGGCACCUCGAGCUUCUUUGUUUCGGAUUUUACCGAGGUGGACAGCAACGUGACCAGGCAUAUCGAUGCAGAAUUGCGCCAGAAUGACUGGAAUACUAUGGUUCUUCACUACUUAGGUCUUGACCACAUUGGCCAUAAAUCUGGACCUCGAAGUGUCAACAUGGUACCGAAACAACGAGAGAUGGAUGGAAUCGUCCGGCGUAUCUAUAAAGCAAUGGAAACCUAUCCACAUCUGGAGUCAACCAUUCUGGUACUUUGCGGGGAUCACGGCAUGAACGAUGCAGGUAACCAUGGUGCUUCCUCGGCUGGUGAGACUUCGCCUGCCUUGGUCUUCAUGUCGCCUAAACUGAAGUCCGUUUCGAAGCCAUUAGCCGUCCCAGCUCCUUACAGGGAAGAUUUUCAAUACUAUUCCGCCGUUGAGCAAUCUGAUUUGGCACCUACUCUUGGCGCGCUGCUUGGCUUCCCAGUACCCAAAAACAAUUUAGGGGCUAUAAUCUCCGACUUCUUACCUAUGUGGCCACAACGACGUGAGCAGGUGCACAUCCUCAUGCACAACGCCAAGCAAAUUUUCAGGAUUGUGGUAGCGGCUUUUGGUGACUCAAUGCUUAUUGACAGCUUUGAUGGAAAUGACUGCUCACACAUGCCCACUGACGCGGAAGAACUAGCUUGCGAAUGGCAUUUUUUGAGUCGAGGACCACCACUGGAUAGCUCACAGGCCUUGGACGAUGUAGAAUGGGACCAGCGGGUCUUGCAGUGGUUGCGAAACUCGCAACGAACCAUGAGCAGUAUGGCGAGCAAUUACGACAUCACAAGGCUGAGCCAAGGCGCUGCUGUUGCCCUGCUGGCACUUAUGUUUGCUUUAGUGGCAUCCAUUCUUUCCGUGAGGAGCACAGCUGGCUCUAUCUUGUGUUUUGCGACGGUUACAAUCCUCUAUGGCACGAUGAUGUUUGCCAGUAGUUACGUCGAAGAAGAGCAACACUUCUGGUACUGGUCAGCUACAGCCUGGCUGGUGUACCUGUCCUAUAAACGCUCAAACAUGUCUAUGCUAGGUUCGGCGUCUGUCCAAGGGAUUGUUCUCGUCUCCAUGCGUCUCAUUAGGGGCUGGAAUCAGACGGGCCAGAAGUUUGCUGGCAGCCCGGAUCUCGUGAAGCUCUUCCUGCUGCCUCACCCGCGACUCCUUUGGUGCCUGAUUCUUGGUGCGUAUGCAAUGGUUACCACUGAGCUCAUGGUCAGUACAAGCAGGCUUCCCAAUGCUAUCAACCAACCUGUGAUUCUUGGCUUGGCGCUAUCUGCGAUAUCUUUUAAGCUUGCCUUCACAAACGAGGAUGCUCCAGAACUGGUUGUGGGAUGUGUGCGCAGCCUUCUGCACCUCAUUGGUGAUCUUUCACUUGUAGCAAGGGCUCAAGCAGUUUUCUUAGGACUAUCGCUUGCGUUGAUAUAUCCUCUAUACCUCCUAACUGCUACGAAGGGAUCGGCACGCUACAGAGGCUUGAAGGUUUUGCAUGGUUUGUAUACGCUCCUUGCCUUGACCCAGACUCGGGCGACGAAUAUUCCGCUGUUCCUUCUGUUCCGAAUAUUGCAAGCGUACUUGGAAGCGCUGAGUCUCAGUAUCGUUGAGAUCACAACGUCGUCCAUUAUCUUGCAGUUCGCAUCAUUCUUUGCUAUGGGUGGCUCAAACGCAAUCUCAUCAGUAGAUCUCUCAAGUGCAUACAAUGGAAUUAGUGACUUCAACGUUGUCGCUGUCGGAGUGUUGACAUUCAUCAGCAAUUGGGCGGCUCCUAUUUGGUGGGCGUCGGCAACUACUCUGCUCUUGUUGCGGAACAAGCACAACAAUGCCGGCAAUGUGUUCCAGUCCCACAUCGCUCUACUCACGCUUUUCGUGGCGGCGAGUUUGACUUUUGUGAUGGCUGCUUGUACGGCACUGAGAACACAUCUCUUCAUUUGGACUGUGUUUUCGCCCAAGUACCUCUACAGCAUGGGUUGGAGUAUUGGGCAACAUAUUGCAGUUAAUGUUGGGCUAGGAGGUUUGCUCUACUGGUUAGGAAGCCGGGCCAGGUAGGCUCUGUCAAUGGUUACAAAGAACUUUACACUAUAAGUGAAGCGUACUAGGAACCUUCAUUUCUGUCUUUGGUGAAUUGACGGUUGCCAAUGGAAACCUCGGAUAUACGGUGUGAGGCAUACAUACUGGAGGCCUACGGUACCAUGCGCAUCGGGCAUGGAAGUGAACCUUACACAAGUGCGAGUGCGCAUGUCUCGGCCACAGAAUGUACGUUGGCUACCCGAGGCGUAGAACCCCCCCUCCAAACGGAUAUGUUGAGAUGUGGAACAAGAGCCAUUCAGCGCAUUUAGAUGGUCCGCAGAAUUUGUGGACUUGGUAAUACUUAAAUGUAGGCAGUUGAAGUUUGGUUGGGUUGUAGGUACGCCGCACAAGUAUGGAGAAAGAAGGAGAAAAGAUAACAAGAAGAGAAACAAAUACUGCAAUGUCACCAUGGUGGACCAGGCGCCAUCACUAGUAAAA
Truncatella angustata is the source of this 3321-nucleotide messenger RNA. Its product is annotated as alkaline-phosphatase-like protein. Gene Ontology annotation, biological process: GPI anchor biosynthetic process. The record is from RefSeq and is a predicted model, not a curated record. Lineage: Eukaryota; Fungi; Ascomycota; Sordariomycetes; Amphisphaeriales; Sporocadaceae. The transcript has 9 exons. Bases 280 to 2862 code for a protein of 860 amino acids. Gene Ontology annotation, cellular component: endoplasmic reticulum membrane.